Panonychus citri (citrus red mite) is the source of this 2501-nucleotide messenger RNA. RefSeq names its product DNA topoisomerase 3-alpha-like (gene Top3alpha). The record is from RefSeq and is a predicted model, not a curated record. The coding region runs from base 197 to 2137 and encodes 646 amino acids. The transcript has a single exon. Gene Ontology annotation, biological process: DNA topological change. Gene Ontology annotation, molecular function: DNA topoisomerase type I (single strand cut, ATP-independent) activity; DNA binding. NCBI's taxonomy places the organism in Eukaryota, Metazoa, Arthropoda, Arachnida, Trombidiformes, Tetranychidae. Gene Ontology annotation, cellular component: nucleus.
GGAUAAUAACAAUUGUUUCAAAUGAUUAAAAAUAAAUAAAGUUAAUUGUUUUUCACUUCUCUUUCUCAACUAUUCGUUAUUAGUUGAUGUUCCCUAAUUUCUCAAGUGGCCUCUGGGGAGAAAUGAAGUAACUACAUUUCCCGGUUUUCGAUUUGAUGUUUUUCUUGUUUUGCUUUUCUUUUUUAUUUGUUUAUUUAUGUUUCCUUUAUUCUGUUCAAGAUAUUUGAAUUCUUUCAAGAAUGUGAUUAAAUCUUUUCACUGUGAUUCUGUUUGUUUCAACCGUAACUUUUCAGAGAAAACAAUGAAGAAAGUAUUGAAUGUUGCCGAGAAAAAUGAUGCUGCUCGAAAUAUUGCCAACAGCAUGUCUAAGGGUAACUCUCAACGUAGGGAAGGAUUUUCAAAAUAUAACAAAAUUUACGAAUUUGAUUACGAUUUACCUCAUGAAGGUCGGUGUAAAAUGACAAUGACAUCAGUUUCUGGUCACCUUUUAGAUUACGAUUUCGACGAAAGGCAUCGUAAAUGGUGGUCCUGUGAUCCUCUUGCCCUUUUUGAGGCUCCAAUUGUCACUAAAUUAAGUGAAGAUUGUGAAAAGAUUAAAAGAACUUUGGAAAGAGAGAUUUCAGGUGCUCAACUACUUAUUCUGUGGACCGAUUGUGAUAGAGAAGGAGAGAAUAUCGCUUUUGAAAUCAUUCAAGUUUGUCGUAAAGUGAAGCCCAAUAUUCCAAUUAAAAGAGCAAGAUUUUCUGAGAUCACCCCUUCAGCCAUUAUUCGAGCUGUUAAUAACCUUGUGCCUCCUAAUAAAUUGGCUUCUGAUGCUGUUCAAGUUCGUCGGGAGCUGGAUUUACGAAUUGGUGCUGCAUUCACUCGUUUUCAGACCAUGUUAAUUCAAAAGAUCGGUCAACAAGUCAAAGACAAAUUAAUCAGCUAUGGCUCAUGCCAGUUCCCUACUCUUGGUUUCGUCGUUGAACGUUAUAAACAAAUCAAAGAGUUUGUGUCAAACGCUUUUUGGUAUUUAGAUGUCAAGCUCAAAAGGGAUAAUCUUACAGUUGUAUUUACUUGGGAUCGAAAUAGACUAUUUGAUUGUGAUGCAUGUCUUGCUCUUUACCAUCGUAUCUUACUCAAUCCAAGAGCAAAAGUAACAUCAGUUGAAAGUCGACGAAAAACCCAUUGGAGACCAGUGCCAAUGGACACAAUUUGUUUGGAAAAAUUGGCUUCAUCUAAAUUACGAAUCUCUGCCAAAACAACGAUGGGAAUAGCUGAAAAACUUUACGUUAAAGGAUUCAUAUCCUAUCCAAGAACUGAAACCAAUAUUUUCCCGUCCAAUUUGAAUCUUCAACCAGCGGUCCAGGCACAAACAGCUCAUCCGGUGUGGGGUAGAUUCGCUAGUCAGGUAUUACAAGAGGGAAUUCGUCCGAGGCAAGGAAAGAAAACUGAUAAUGCUCAUCCGCCCAUUUAUCCCAUCAAAGCAGCAGAAAAUUUGUCAGGGGACGAAGCAAAAAUUUACGAAUUAGUAGUGAGACAUUUUUUGGCUUGUCUAAGUAGCGAUGCUGUCGGUUUUGAGACAAACAUCAAGUUGGACAUCAAUGGUGAAGGUUUUCAUACAAGCGGUCUUAUUAUAUUAGAAAAAAAUUAUCUCGAAGUGUACCCAUACGUUAAAUGGUUCGGUAAAGAAAUACCUGAAAUCCGAAUGAAUGAGGUUUUUGUUCCUGAUGAAAUUUUCAUGCGAGAAGGUAAAACAAGUCCACCCGCUUUGUUAACCGAAUCCGAUCUCAUUGCUCUCAUGGAAAAACAUGGAAUAGGAACAGAUGCAACUCACGCUGAACACAUCGAGACAAUCAAAUCACGAACUUAUGUUAGCUUAACCAAUGACCGACGAUUUCUGCCCGACCAAUUGGGCCUUGGUCUCGUCGACGGUUACGUGGCAAUGGGCUUUGAAUUAUCUCGACCUCAUCUUCGUGCAAAUCUCGAAAGAGAUCUGCAAGCCGUUUGUGAAGGUCGAAAAGAUCCAAAGAUUGUGCUAAGAGAACAAGUCGUUCUUUACAAAGGUAUUUUUUCCGAUGCAAUGAGAAGAGCCAAUUUACUCUCGUCAAAUGUUCAACGUUGUCUCGGUGAAGACAUUAACAUAAGGAACUUUUGAUUCAAUUGUGAUCUUCAAGUUUCUUGAGUAUUUUUACUCGAGAAAAUUGAAACAAGAAAAAUCUAUUUUUAGCUACUCUAUGAGUCCAUUUAAAAUCGAUGAAUUCAUUGAAUUCGCAUUUUCUUCCAUCUCAUGAAAAUUUCUAUGUGAAUAGUUCAUCUAAUGACGAUAAUGUUUCGUAAUAAUCCAUCAAAUAUAAAUUGAAUUUCAAGUUCAAAAAAGAUAAACAUAAUUCAAUUGGCUUGAUGGUUAUGAGAGUUUAAUUUUUUUUAUUAUGUAGAAAAAGCAAAGUUUGUAUUCCAUUUCUGUUUUGUAAAUAUCAUCAUUAUUUGUCAUGUUUUCAAUAAACAAGUAAAAUAUAUAA